UUUAAAUGGCAAGUUUUGCAUCUAGAACAGGGUAGAAAGUAAGAAAUCUUCAAAUUUUAGAUUAAAGAAUGGUGGGGAGCUAAAGUCACAGUUGAUCCUCAGUUGGAAACAAAAAAGCAAAGGAUUAAUGAGAUAGAUCAAUAUAUCAAGGGGUUGUCGCAAUCCUUUAGCAAUAUUUCAGCAUUGUUUUAAUGUAUAACUAAUAAUUCGAUGUAGAAAUGCAUGGCCAUAUGGGACGAAUCAGCUCGAUCACUCAGAAAUUGUUUGAGAAGGAAACUGAUACGAAUAAGAGAAUAGGAAUUGAAGUCACAUCAAUGUUUGGCAACCUUUCAGAACUAUUCCGAUCCAAGGUAUAUAUGGAUAUUAGAGAUUAGACAGAACCUGCAUCUGAAUUGAAUAAAAAUUUCGGAGAGUGGUUUUAAACUAUAGAAACUUUGAAAAUCCAACUUACACAUUUCUCUGAGGUUCGAUUGGUUUAUGAUCAUUAUAAAUUGAAAGUGGAUGAACUAGAGAAGGAUCGAUCCAAUGCCAUUUCAAAGGGAUAGCCUGAGGAUUUUAAAUUAUCAGAAAAAAUUAGGAGAGUAUCAAUUUUAAAUAAAUAUUUAGAAUCAAAGUAAAUUAUCAAGUUCUGAAACAAAUUAUAAAUAAAAGCUAUCUGAGAUUUUAAAUAGCAUGAACAAAUUACUGGGAAAUUACUAUCGAAUGAUAAAUUAGAGUCUCGAUUCUGUAAGAACAUUUCCUUAUAUUAGUUUAUAACUAUCAAUUAUGAUUUGUAUAUGAAUGCUAAAUCAAUUGUCAAGAAAAAUUAAAAAGCAUUUAAUAAAUUUAAAUAUCCAGAAUUAGAACCCAUAAUAGAUCUCUUAAGAGAGUAGAAAGAGAUGUCAUCAUUAUUAGAGAGAGAAUAACAAAAAGAGAAAGAAUUAAAGGAAUUGAAAGAAAAGGAAAAAGAGAAAGAAAAAGAAAAAGAGAAAGAAAAAAAUAUCAAUGAAAAAGAUGAGAAACUACAAUAACAACCACCACCAUAACAAACUCCUUAAUGGGAGGUUAAUAAUAAAUUUAAUCCUUUUGGUUAGACUCAAUAAAUGAAUUCACAAACUCACUCCAUGAUCAAUAAUCCCCAAAUGAUGAAUCCUAUGAUGAGCUCCUAAACUGAUUUUGGUACUGGAUUCGGAGUUAAUUCAAUGGCUAAAUAAUAAUAAUUUAUGAACCCAAUGAUGUCUCAAAGGUAAUCUGUGCAACCAUAAGGUAUGAAUAACAAUUUCGCUAUGAAUUUUCCACCCAAUCAAAAUAGACCUGAAAUGUUUGAUGAUGUAGGAUUAUAAAUGAUGAGUGAUAUAAGAGCUAACUAGAUGAAUGCUUGGUAGUAAUAAUAAUAAUAAUAAUAAUAUGCCUAGAGUCAAAUUCUUAAUUAAAAUAAUUUUGUUAAUAAUAAUCCAUUUAUGAGUUCACAGCAGAUGAACCAAAGGGCUAGUAUGUAAUAAAACUAAGGAUUUUAAUAAUUUGAUUCCUAAAUUAAUAGAUCUUAAUAAUAAAAUCCUUUUGCAGACUUAGACAACGAGUCUUAAAGAAGGGCUAUGUAUGAUAAUCCACACACACACAAUCAGCAAUUUUAUGACAAUUAAAAGACUAAUCCUUUUGCAUGA
Messenger RNA from Paramecium octaurelia, 1643 nucleotides. NCBI's taxonomy places the organism in Eukaryota, Ciliophora, Oligohymenophorea, Peniculida, Parameciidae. The record is from the annotation of a GenBank genome assembly.